Penicillium samsonianum is the source of this 207-nucleotide messenger RNA. RefSeq names its product peptidoglycan deacetylase. The coding region runs from base 1 to 207 and encodes 68 amino acids. Gene Ontology annotation, biological process: carbohydrate metabolic process. The transcript is spliced from 2 exons. The record is from RefSeq and is a predicted model, not a curated record. Lineage: Eukaryota; Fungi; Ascomycota; Eurotiomycetes; Eurotiales; Aspergillaceae.
AUGCAGAACCUGGUAGGCAAGUCUCCGCGCGGGUACCGUUCACCCUUAUAUCAGCUCCGGGAAACGACGCUUGACUUGCUGGAGGAGUUUGGAUUCGAGUACGAUGCUUCUCUAACAGACCAUGAUUGCCAGCCCUUCUGGGCCCCGAAACGCCCUCCCCUUGAGCCUAUCGACUUUUCCAAGCCAGCGGCUACCGGGUGCACCUGA